AGAGCUAAAUCAUUUAUGUUUUGAUCGACAAUGGAAUUGAUAAACGAUUUCCUCAACCUAACUGCGCCUUUCUUCACCUUCUUUGGCCUCUGCUUUUUCUUGCCUCCUUUUUACUUCUUCAAGUUCUUGCAGUCUAUUUUCUCGACCAUUUUCUCGGAAAAUCUUUAUGGGAAAGUGGUUCUCAUCACUGGAGCGUCCUCCGGUAUCGGCGAGCAAUUGGCAUAUGAGUACGCAUGUAGAGGUGCAUGCUUGGCCCUGACCGCCCGAAGGAAGAACCGUCUAGAGGAAGUGGCAGAGAUUGCUCGUGAACUCGGAUCUCCCAAUGUUGUCACCGUUCAUGCUGAUGUCUCCAAACCUGAUGAUUGUAGACGCAUCGUUGAUGACACCAUCACCCAUUUUGGCAGAUUGGAUCAUCUUGUAAAUAAUGCUGGGAUGACGCAGAUUUCAAUGUUUGAGAACAUUGAAGAUAUAACAAGGACAAAAGCAGUUUUGGAUACUAAUUUCUGGGGGUCGGUUUACACAACUAGUGCUGCGCUUCCUUACCUUAGACAAAGCAAUGGCAAGAUUGUGGCUAUGUCGUCCUCUGCAGCGUGGCUAACUGCUCCAAGGAUGAGCUUUUACAAUGCAAGCAAAGCAGCUUUGUUGAGCUUCUUUGAGACGAUGAGAAUUGAGCUUGGUGGCGAUGUACACAUUACAAUUGUCACACCUGGUUAUAUAGAAUCCGAACUCACACAAGGCAAGUUCUUCUCUGGUGAAGGCGAGUUAAUAGUCAAUCAAGACAUGAGAGAUGUUCAAAUAGGACCCUUUCCGGUAUCAUCGGCAUCAGGAUGUGCCAAGGCGAUAGUGAACGGUGUUUGCCGGAAACAAAGAUACGUGACAGUACCAUCGUGGUUUAAGGUGACAUACCUUUGGAAAGUGCUAUGUCCUGAGUUGAUUGAGUGGGGUUGUCGGUUACUGUACAUGACUGGAACUGGUAUGUCCGAGGAUAGUGCACUCAACAAGAGGAUCAUGGACAUUCCUGGUGUACGUAGUGCUCUGUACCCGGAAUCUAUCAGAACGCCAGAAAUCAAGUCGGAUUAGAGAGAUGUUGAUGCAUAAUAAAUAGAUGAGAUGAGAUGUAUCUUGAGUAUGUGCAAUGAGUAAUAAUAAUCAAAGAAAUGGGUGAAAAUGUAGGUUUGUUUUUGUGAAUGGUACUUUUGACUAUGUAUAUUAACUAUGUGUCUUUAAGAAUAAGUGAGUUGCCUAAUA
This is a messenger RNA of Arabidopsis arenosa, 1248 nucleotides long. NCBI's taxonomy places the organism in Eukaryota, Viridiplantae, Streptophyta, Magnoliopsida, Brassicales, Brassicaceae. The record is from the annotation of a GenBank genome assembly.